GUGGCGCUCAGGUGGUCACGUAAUUUCCUCGUCGUCAUCGCCGUGCGACGUUUUCCCAGGCCGCAAGUGGUCGAACAGGGCUCAGCUUGUGUGAAAGAGAUGGCACCCUCACCCACAAAGCGGAAGGAGGAAGAAAAAACAAAAGACAGAGGCAAAGAAAAGCUUGGAACAAAGGAAGGAGAGAAGGAGAGAGGACGAGAGAAAGACAAAGCGAGGAAACGCCGCAGUGCUUCCACUGGCAGCAGCAGCAGAUCUAGCUCUUCUUCAAGCAGCAGUUCUGGUUCCAGCUCAGGUUCUUCAAGUGGAUCCAGCUCGUCUGGUUCCAGCCGGUCCGGCUCUUCUAGCUCGCGAUCCUCCUCGUCUUCCAGCUCCUCGGGUUCUCCGAGCCCCAGCCGGAGACGCCACGAUAACCGUCGCCGCUCCCGUUCUGUCUCCAAAACACAGAAGACCAGAGAUGACAAGGAACGUCGGAAAAGAAGCCCAACACCCAAGCCAACUAAAGUUUACUUAGGGCGACUCACCAGGAAUGUCACCAAGGAACACAUCCAGGAAAUCUUUUCUACCUAUGGAACAAUCAAAGCGGUCGACAUGCCAAUGGACAGACUCCACCCACACCUGCACAGGGGCUGUGCUUAUGUGGAGUUCGAGACCCCCGAGGAGGCCCAGAAGGCACUCAAACACAUGGAUGGAGGUCAGAUUGAUGGACAAGAAAUCACUGCUUGUGCUGUGCUGCCUCAGCGAGUCCGUCCUCCACCUCGUAGACCAUCUCCGCCUCGCAGAAUGCCCCCACCACCACCCAUGUGGCGUCGCAGCCCACCGCGCAUGAGGAGAAGGUCGCGCUCACCAAGAAGGCGAUCCCCAGCACGCCGCCGCUCUCGCUCCAGAUCUCCCGGUCGCAGGCGUCACCGCUCUCGUUCCAGCUCCAACUCUUCUCGAUAAUUUUUUGAUUCCUCAGUCUUUAUGUGGCCACACCAGAAUUAACUCAUCUGAAUUGUAGCCAACUUCUCUUUGAUAGUGUUCUUUAUGCAAAGUUUCUUUUUUUUUUUCCUUUACAUGUUUUGUGUCCUUUUUUGGAAAGCUAGCCCGAUAAGUUUCAAGUGUGUCUUCUUUUUACACUGUGUUGAAUUUUUAGAC
Molecule: messenger RNA, 1134 nt
Organism: Archocentrus centrarchus (flier cichlid)
Lineage: Eukaryota; Metazoa; Chordata; Actinopteri; Cichliformes; Cichlidae
Product: RNA-binding protein with serine-rich domain 1
Biological process (GO): mRNA splicing, via spliceosome
Cellular component (GO): cytoplasm; ASAP complex; nucleoplasm
Molecular function (GO): RNA binding
Source: RefSeq, a predicted model, not a curated record